CCGAACAAAUGCGCUAGGAUAGCUUUCUUGUUUUUUCAUUCACGGAUUGGAAAUACGGAUGAGUCGCAUGGUUUGCCGGUAGACGACGAGUAUUGUCGUUUGAGCGCGCAAGGUCGCACAUUCCGUUCAAAAAAUGAUCGUUGGUCGGGUGCAAGAAGCCAACGUGCAUGGUUGCGUGGAGUUGUACCGUAGGAAGCAGUACGAUACUCGAUAGACUACGGAAUACGGUAGUAUCGUCCUCUCCUCUCGUCAGUCAUCAGGUGAGAUCGUUCACAACACCACAACAAUUGUGGAUAGAAUCCAAUCUUCUUUCCUAUCCGAAUAGAACAGCAAAAUGGCGGACGACAACGUCAACGCCGAUGAUUAUAUCGGGGAGUACCAAGACGACGCCGUCGCGGCGCAGGUGGCGAAAGUAUGCAAGGUCUACGAUUCCGAGGACUUUUUCACGGUAUUCGUUCAGCUGUUGCUGGCCUUCUUCGGUUUGAUGUCCUUAUGGUUCAAGCGACAGGCCGAGACACCAAAGCGAAAAUUCAGAACUUGGUUCUUGGACGUUUCGAAACAAGGAUUGGGAGCGUGCUAUGCCCACGUCCUAAACAUGGUAAGCGCAGAGAACGUCGGAUGUGACGAAAUUCCCUGGGAAUGCUUCUGUUUCAAUUCUUGACGCUUCCGGUUUCUUGGUAACGGAUCAUCAUCGAAUCACUACUCACCGUUGUUGACGCAACCAACCAUUGUGUUAUAGAUAAUAGCGGCGAUCAUCGUAAACAACGACGACAACGUUAGCAACGACUUGAACGAUCAAUGCGCGUGGUAUGGAAUGACUUAUAUUAUUGACACGACUCUGGGGUUAUUACUGGCUAUUUGGGGACUUAAGGCCAUCGAUUACAUGGCCAACGAAUGGGAUUGGGUGUCCCUGAAACAUUCCGGUGUAUAUCAGGGUGUAGACGGACUCUUGCAUUGGAUACAUCAAUGUGUAGCGUGGCUUGCGAUCUUGACCAUUUCCAAGGUGAUCAUUUACUAUUUCAUGAUUUGGACAGCCGAUUGGCUUUCUAUGUUUGGCGACAUACUGUUUUCGCCUCUCCAGUCAAACAUUCAUUUCGAAUUGUUGUUCGUAAUGAUCUUUUUCCCGGGUGUCCUGAACGUGAUUUAUUUUUGGGUUGCCGAUCAUUACCUCAAGGCAGAGGCCCACCACGCAAGUGCGCACGAGGAGGACACCCUCGAAACCGAGUUGGCCCAAAAGAAUGCGUCCCUCCUGCCCGAGGGGGAAGGAAACGAUGCGGAGACACCAAAGAUCUGGGUUACCGAAGACAAGCCCGCCGCAACGGUUGUUUGAGCACUCUUUUUUUGCUUGGUUCGCUAGGUGAAUGAUUAUAUCCUUUGCACUAGAGAUUGUUUGCCGUGUUGCCAAGUGGGAGCAGUAUCACUUCCAUCACUUUCUUUUUUCACCACCAGCUGUAUUCAUAUCAAAUCUAAUUCUAAUAAUCUAAUAACCUACGA
Molecule: messenger RNA, 1494 nt
Organism: Pseudo-nitzschia multistriata
Lineage: Eukaryota; Bacillariophyta; Bacillariophyceae; Bacillariales; Bacillariaceae
Source: the annotation of a GenBank genome assembly